UGUAUAUACAUCUUGUUAGGUGGGCCGACUGCGCAUGCUCGGCCCGGCGGCUGUACAUUGACCUGAGCAGAGCGCGUCUCCCGGGGCUCGCCUCGCACGUAAUAUGCCGGCAUGCAGCCUCCUCCCCAUUUCCUCCCGGCUUUCAUUCAAUAGGCUUCUCCCCGCUCUUAUGGGCGGCCCUGGUGCAGCUAACAUUAACUCCAUCCUACACAAAGCGGCUCUCUUCCUCCUUCCUUGUAUCGAUCAGGACCCGGUGUGACCCGUCUCCGCCGCCGCUGCAGUCCCCGGUGCACGAUCACCAGAGCCAACUAGUGGGUUGAUAAAAAUGAAUGUAGAACAUGAAGUUGGUCUUCUUGUGGAAGAGAUUCGUCGUCUUGGCACAAAAGGUAAUGAUGGAAAAACCACUGUAAAAUUUGGUGUGUUAUUUAAUGACGACAAAUGUGCUAACCUAUUUGAGGCACUAGUUGGAACCCUUAAAGCAGCAAAACGAAGAAAAAUCAUAACUUAUGAUGGAGAAUUACUUCUACAAGGUGUUCAUGACAACACUGACAUUGUGUUACUUCAGGAUUAGAAUGUCUGUGGUUUUCUAAAUGGAAGGUGCUCCCCUCAAUGAAUUGGGCACACAGGCAUAGACCUAAGAUUGUGUAUUUUUCUAGUGGGACAUCUGCAAUACAUUUCCAUUCCAUUUUUGUCUUUGCUUUUUUUGAGAACAUGAAUUUAUUUUUGAAUCUGAAAGGACCACAAUUGCAAUAAAGUUUCUGGAGCUCAUGUUUGCUGUCCUGUACUUUUUUUUUUUUCCUUUGGUAGAGAAAUCAGCUAGUUGUCCAUAUGCGGUCAAAUGUAUGAACAUCCCAUACAUUGGCACUGUAACCAGGCUCACGACAAACCAAAAAAAUAAAAUAUUGGAAUGAUGGCACCAUCUGUGGUGAGCUGCUGCACCACUUACACAGACCUGUAGUCCCUCUGUCUACUUUGUGAUCUCUCUACUUCCAGUAGUCCUAAAAUUCUAUUCAUAAAACUUGGUGCUUCCUAUUAAAUUGUAGCAUCUUCAGGAUG
Messenger RNA from Hyla sarda, 1056 nucleotides. It is a transcript of the gene ABRACL, whose product is annotated as ABRA C-terminal like. NCBI's taxonomy places the organism in Eukaryota, Metazoa, Chordata, Amphibia, Anura, Hylidae. Gene Ontology annotation, biological process: regulation of actin filament-based process. The record is from RefSeq and is a predicted model, not a curated record. The coding region runs from base 326 to 571 and encodes 81 amino acids. The transcript is spliced from 3 exons.